Molecule: messenger RNA, 2676 nt
Organism: Miscanthus lutarioriparius
Lineage: Eukaryota; Viridiplantae; Streptophyta; Magnoliopsida; Poales; Poaceae
Source: the annotation of a GenBank genome assembly
AUGAGCGACGGAAGACAGAGCGGCAGGAUGAGUGACGACGAGUUCCACAGCGUGGUGGACACGAUGGAGGCCGUGGCGAGCUACUGGGCCAGGGAGAAGAACAGGUUCGCGCUCGGCCAUCUGGAGCGCAAGGUGUUCUCGUGGUCCAUCCGAGAUAUCUUCAACAGGGACCUGCUCAGGCACCAGGUCAAGAGGAUACCAGAUACUUUUGAGUCUUUUGCGAGUUACUUGAACUCCUUUGCCUACCCAUUGAUUGAAGAAGUGCGUACUGAUAUCUUCUCUUCAUUGGAUGGUUAUGCUCAUUCGAGCUUCAUAGAAGUAAUCCAAAUGGAAAAGCUUGACAACGAGAGGCCAAUAUUUGGUCUUGAGGUUGUAGAACCUGUGAAGGAUGAGAAGUCAAGGGAGAUUUAUGAACCCACAGAGGGUGAUAUAAUAGUCAUGUCCUCACAGAAACCGAAGCAUGUGUCUGACUUAACACAAAAUAGGGUGUCAUAUGUAUUAGGUUCGGUUCUGAAAAGUGGAGGAGACGACAAAAUUCCACCUAAUUGCUGCAUUGUGCAAUUGUCAUCUGCCAUUCCCAUUGAGGCAGAUCCUCAAACAAAAAUACUGAAACGGCAAUUGUUUGUUGUGUUUCUCAUAAAUAUGGAGACAUACAAUCGUAUAUGGAAAUGCCUUCAAAUGGGACCAACUGAUGCCAAUCUUAUUGAGCUUCAGAACAAAAAGAGCACUGAUCUUGUUGAUAUGGCAUGGCGGUACAAGAAAAGGGCCGUAGAAGAUGCUAGCUCAUCAUGUUUCCAGUUAUCUCAAACCCUCCGUAAUGAAUCAGUCGAUGGCCUUGGCCUUGAGAAGUUCAAUCUAAAUGAUUCACAGCUAAACGCGGUAGCCGACUGUGUUUUAGCAAUUGAUAACCACUCCUCUUCCUUAAAACUAUUAUGGGGCCCCCCUGGGACAGGUAAAACUAAAACCAUCAGCACUAUCUUGUGGGCCAUGCUUGUUAAGGGCCGAAAGACACUUGCCUGUGCACCUACAAAUACUGCUGUAUUGGAGGUUGCAGCUCGAAUUGUCAAUCUUGUUGGGAAGCCAUCAGAUGGCAGCAUCUGCUUCUUGAAUGACAUUGUUCUAUAUGGAAACAAGAAGAGGAUGAAGAUAGAUAAUGGGAACGUCCUUUCUGCCGUAUUUCUUGACUCUCGUGCCAAGCGCCUAUUACCAUGUUUCAUGCCGAACACUGGCUGGGGGCAUUGCUUGUGUUCACUCAUAGAUCUGCUUGAGAACUCAGCAACUAAGUACCAGUCAUACAUUCAGGAUAGUAUUCAACAAGAGAGCCCCACGAAGGAUAUAGAUGAAGACACUUCUUGGCAAAUGUGUCAUAGAAAUGAUAACUGUGAGCAGAAUAGCAAGGAGUCUGAAGACAAGGAUAAUUACAGUGAUGUUGUUUUAAAGAAUAAGGAUAAUGACGAAUGUUAUGACUCUGGAGAUGUAGAAGAAUCAUUAAUAGUACCAUCUUUCAAGCAUUAUCUGAAGGAUGAUUACAACAAACUCUCUGGUAAUUUGUAUGAUUGCAUUGAUAUACUAUACAAUGAUCACCCAAGAAAUCCAGAAACAGGAAGGAGCUUUCAGUGUAUGCUGGAGGUGCUUGAACUGAUCAAAAUUCUUUAUGCUCUGAUAAAUUGUGACUUUGAUGAUGGAGAUAUAUGGUCAGACGAACUACUUGCAAGCAAAAUAGAAGACGAAGGGGACCCUGAGAUCUGGCCAGAAAAACUGGCCAGUGUACAGAUCAAUUCAUGCAAUAAAUUGAAGUUCAGUCUGGCAAGAACACUGUGUGUGCAAGAACUAAGAUACCUUUGCACAAACUUGGAGCUUCCAAAUUGUUACAGUGAACGAUCUGUUCAACAAUAUGUUCUGGCAAGAACCAAAUGCAUCCUCUGUACAGUUUCUAGUUCAUUCAGGCUGUAUAAUGUGCCUAAGGGAAAUUCUUCCUCAGGUUUAUGUGGGCUGCCUGAAAACAUGAACCUUCUUGAGUUGCUGAUUGUUGACGAGGCUGCACAGCUCAAAGAAUGUGAAACCUUAAUUCCGUUGCAGCUGCCUGGUAUAAAGCAGGCUAUUUUCAUCGGAGACGAAUAUCAGCUUCCAGCUCUUGUGAAGAGCAAAAUAUCUGACAGUGCUAACUUCGGGCGAAAGUCAGUUUCUACUGGAACCAAGCUCUCUGUUGGUGUUGUUUCCCCAUACAAUGCUCAAGUUAGAGCUAUCCAGGAAAAGCUUGGGAAAACCUACAGUACGUAUGAUGGUUUCUCAGUGAAAGUAAAAUCUGUGGAUGGUUUCCAAGGUGCGGAGGAAGAUAUCAUUAUCAUAUCAACAGUCAGGAGCAAUGGAGCCGGUUCAGUUGGGUUUCUUUCAAACUUACAGAGGACAAAUGUGGCUCUGACAAGGGCCAAGUACUGUUUAUGGACAGUGGGGAACGGGACAACUUUGUUCAGCAGCAGUUCUGUUUGGCAGAAAAUUAUCAAGGACGUACAGGAUAGAGGAUGCUUUUUUGACGUCAGUGAUGACAAAGAUUUGUCAAAUGCAGUAAUAAAGGCCACAAUCGAGCUGGAUGAUGCUGACAAUUCAGUGAAAAUGGAAUCGCUGCAUAUUAGCAGGCCCAGGUUUCAGAAAACAAGGCCAAAAUACAGUCCAUGA